Messenger RNA from Morone saxatilis (striped sea-bass), 2031 nucleotides. RefSeq names its product acidic (leucine-rich) nuclear phosphoprotein 32 family, member B (gene anp32b). Gene Ontology annotation, molecular function: histone binding. The transcript has 7 exons. The record is from RefSeq and is a predicted model, not a curated record. Gene Ontology annotation, biological process: regulation of apoptotic process. Bases 653 to 1429 code for a protein of 258 amino acids. Gene Ontology annotation, cellular component: nucleus. Lineage: Eukaryota; Metazoa; Chordata; Actinopteri; Moronidae.
AAGGGUGUAUUCGCAAUCCUUUCCGUUGCUGUUGGGUUGGCUAAUGGCGGGCAGACAGACCUCUGUAGCUGCUCCUCUACCGCACGGCAGCGUUUAAAAGGGGGCAAUGGCUAGCCUGUAGCGAGCUAGCACACCAAAAAAUCAUUGCAUUUGUCAUUAGUGACUGCAUCAGCCAGGCCAUGGGAAGCUACCGCGUUGGUUCUUCCUCGUUUCUAUAGAAAUCAAUUCAUUCACCGUCGUGCCGGGGAUACAUGAAGCACACGGUGACUCCAAGUGUUUUUAGGCGGAGACACAGUGUCCAUUUCGGGGGUUUUUAACUUGAGAAGUCGUGAUCUUUGACGGUUGACAACAACUUUUUUUGCAACGUUUUAGUCCAACGCUGAAUUGCGCAACCAGUGUUAGCUUUAACUGCCUCAAACUAACUCCGCCUUCAGACUUGUUUUUCUAAUAUUUUACAGCAACUCUAAAAUGCUUUUUUUUUUUUUUAAGUUAUUUUACACAAAGUAACAACAACAACAACAACAACAUCCCCUAUUAAAACACAUUAUGGUUGUAUUGUUUGCCAGCUUGUUUUCUUAAUGAUUUAGCUUACAGAAAUCACAUUGUUUUGUUUUUAGAGAAGAUACUUUGUGACAAUAUUAUUGUAAAUUUGAUGAGUUUUAGAUUACAUUUUAAUAAUGGGUCAGUAGUACGAGAACUUGUCCUUGACAAUUGUCGAUCAGUUGAAGGAAAAAUCGAAGGCCUCACGGCUGAGUUUGUCAACCUGGAGUUCCUCAGUUUGAUAAACGUUGGCUUAAUCUCAGUUUCCAACCUGCCUAAAUUAGGAAAACUCAAAAAGCUGGAGUUGAGUGACAACAGAAUCAGCGGCGGCCUUGAUGUUUUAGCAGAGAAACUACCCAACCUCACACAUCUAAAUCUGAGUGGCAACAAAUUGAAAGACAUCAGCACAUUGGAACCAUUGAAAAAGCUGGAUAACCUGAAGAGUUUGGACCUGUUCAACUGUGAAGUGACAAACCUGAAUGACUACAGAGAGAGCGUGUUCAAGCUGCUGCCCCAGCUCACCUACCUGGAUGGCUAUGACAUGGAGGACAGGGAAGCCUCUGACUCUGACGGAGAGGUGGACGGAGAGGGCGUAGAUGAUGAUGAAGAUGAAGAGGGAGAGGAGGAGGAAGACGAGGAUGGAGAGGAGGAGGACUUUGACGAGGAAGAGGAUGAUGAGGAAGAUGAAGAGGAGGUAGAAGGAGAAGAGGAUGAUGAUGAGGUCAGCGGAGAAGAUGAGGAGGAAGAUUUCGGUCAGGAUGGGGAAGUCGAGGAUGAGGAUGAGGAUGAGGAUGAAGAUGAUGACGAAGCAGAAACUGGCAAAGGAGAGAAGAGAAAGCGAGACCCAGAGGACGAGGACGAUGACGACGACGAUGAAGACGACGAUUAAGAGCAAAACUGAAAACGAGAGCCUACCGAGUUACCCUUCCUCCCCCACAAACCCGAACGUCCGCCCUCCUAUAACUCGCACCGCCUUUGUAAUCCACGUCUACCCCCCCCCCAGCUCUGAGCUCUUUUUAUGGGGCAAGACUGUACCGGAUGGGUGGGCCAAGGGGAGCUGCCCUCCCCUUUUUUUCUCCCCCCCCUCCCAUGGAACUGAGAGCCACCAAACACCCUCCACCUCACCCACCCCACGGCCCCCGAGGUUCUCAGGCAGCCCAGCACUCAGCAUUCCACAAUUUCACUGUCGAUCCCUCUUUAUGUAUUCCCGUGUGAGGACUUUGGGACUGGUAUCUAGUUUUGGGUCUGUGCUUUUAAUAUUUUGUUGAAUUAUUUUUUGUUGUUGGGUUUAUUAUUUCUCAUUUUUUGUCUUUAUUUUAUUUUUUUUUUCUGUUCCCUAUUUUUCCCAAUAAAAUUAUUGCUAUAGCAGCUGUGCAACCAGCGAGCCAUGAUUUUUAGUGUGGCCGCCUGUUGCACAAAUCAAGGUUGUAGCUACAUUUUUACUUUCUGUAUGACAAAAAAAAAACUUUGUAAAUAAAAUGUUAACAUUUU